Messenger RNA from Stomoxys calcitrans (stable fly), 4878 nucleotides. RefSeq names its product small G protein signaling modulator 2 (gene tbc). The record is from RefSeq and is a predicted model, not a curated record. NCBI's taxonomy places the organism in Eukaryota, Metazoa, Arthropoda, Insecta, Diptera, Muscidae. Gene Ontology annotation, molecular function: GTPase activator activity. Gene Ontology annotation, biological process: activation of GTPase activity. The transcript is spliced from 10 exons. Bases 392 to 3811 code for a protein of 1139 amino acids.
UUAAAACCGUUAACACGUAUUUGUUCGCGUAUAAUACAAAAUACUGAGACCCAAAAAGGAAAUUCUGGUUACUUUAAAUUCAGCAAAAAAAUAUAAGAAAAAUAUCUGAGAAAGUCUUUAAAACCCUUUGAAGGGGCCACAAUUGAAUGUAGAGCAAAACAGCCAGCUAAGCAAAGCUAACUGAAGGUGUUUCUGAAUUAAUCAAAAAAGAAAAUUUUGAAAAAAUUUUAAUGAAAGAUGAUUUACUAACAAGUGUAGCGUUCUGGAAAAAAUUUCGAAAUUUAAAAAAAAAUAUAUCACUGUGUUUUAAAUUUUUGAAUUUACAAAAAGUAAAUAUCCGGUUUUAAUAGUUCUCAAGGAGAAAAUCCCCCAAGGCAGCAAAAUUAUCAUCAUGAAAAUGGUACAGACUAACAAUCCAGAGACGGAUUUCAAGGAACGUCUGAUAUCUGCUGUUAAAAAAGAAGUCAAACAGCUGAUGGAGGAGGCGGUAACCAAAAAAUAUGUCCAUGAGGAGAGUACCACAGUUACACAGCUAUGUGCCGCCGUUGAGGCUUGCCUUAGUCAGGGUCUGAGGCGCCGAGCUUUGGGUCUCUUCAAGACAUCAUCGACCACCGCUUUGUUACACAAAAUUGCCAAAACCUGCCCCGAUGCAGAACAUAUCAGUAAAAUGGUACAAGACAUAGAAGCUCAAGAUCCCAGCAAACGUUCCUCAUCUAGCAGUGAAAGUUUUAAUCGCCCUCCCAUGCUGAAGAAGGGUAGCAGUAAUUCGGUGACAGGUGCCAUGAGUGCGAGCUGUUCGACCAAUACUUUGGCCUCAAUGAAAUACCUUUGGAUACGUUUGGCUUUGUAUGAAAAACGUUUGGUGAAAAUUAUUGAAUAUCUGGUUGACAAUGCCGGCUCUUAUUAUGACCGUGACUCUUUGGUGGCCGACUCAGAUUAUGGAUGCAUAUUAAGUUCGCUAUUGGUGGGUCCAUGUGCUUUGGAAUUUACCAAAUCAAAGACCGCAGAUCACUAUUGGACAGAUCCCCAUGCCGAUGAGUUGGUGCAAAGACAUCGUAUUAGUGCAGGAAGAAGAUCUUCGUCGGUAUCCUCACGAACGCCUAUAAUAAAUUUCAAGCGCAGUCUAAAUACCAGCACCGAUGAAGGAAAUGCAGGAACAUUUAAGUCCAUAGCAUCAUGUACCGCGGCCAAAGACUAUGUGGAAUCGCUGCAUCAGAAUUCCAGGGCCACCCUAUUGUAUGGGAAGAACAAUGUGCAAGUGUUGCCGAAAGAUUGCAGUGAGCCCAUGCUGGGUUAUUUAAGCCUCCAUCAACACAUUCAAACAUUGACCAUAAAAUGGACUCCGAAUCAAUUGAUGAAUGGCUAUCAAGAAGCCGAGGAUGAAGACGACAAGGACUCGUUUUGGGCCUAUGCUUUAAACAUCAAUGUCGACGAUAUCGUCUAUGUACAUUGCCAUCAGAAUCGUGGCGAAGAUAGUGGGGGGACUGUGAUCCUGGUGAGUCAAGAUGGGGUGCAACGUCCGCCUAUCAUAUUUCCCGAGGGUGGCCAUAUGCAACAGUUUUUGAGUUGUUUGGAGACAGGGCUAUUGCCCCAUGGUCAAUUGGAUCCCCCCUUGUGGUCGCAGCGAGGUCUGGGGAAAAUAUUUCCCUGGCCCAAAAGUGUACGCAGACGUAUUUUGCCCUCAGUAUUAGAGUCAUUCGAUGAGACUCCCAUCGAUUAUGUUUUCCGCAUUGUCAGCAAGAGUAAACACGAGGAGUUUGCUGCUGCCCAUUCUAUACUGGAUUUUGUACGCAGCGCUCCCAGAAGGGCCCAGCUGAGCAGUUGUUCCACCACAGGCAGCAGUGAUUGUUCGAGUAAGAGCAUCUCCAUAGACCAGCAUCCCUUGGAGUCUCCACUGUUGCAAACCCAGCAGAAUGCCAGCAUUGAAAUGGUGUGUUCCACUAUGAAGAGGCAAAUCAUCUCCAGGGCCUUCUAUGGAUGGCUGGCCUAUUGCAGGCAUUUAUCCACCGUCAGAACACAUUUAUCUGGCUUGGUCAAUGGCAGAAUAACUCCAGAGUUGAAAUCUGAUGAAGAAGGCCUUACCCUGGACAAAUGGAAUGCCCUCAAUGACAAUGGUGUGGCCCACAAUGCCAACGAAGUCUUCCGUUUAGUGUAUUUUGGUGGUGUGGCCCCUGAAUUACGCCAAGCCAUUUGGCCCUAUCUCUUGGGCCACUAUGCCUUUGGCUCAACUCCAGAGGAGCGACAGAAACAAGACGAGACCUGUAAACAUUACUAUGAGACCACCAUGAGCGAAUGGCUGGCUGUGGAUGCCAUAGUCCAGCAGAGGGAAAAGGAAAAGACCGCCCGAGCAGUGGCCAAAUUGAGUUCAGGCAGCAAUAGUGGCCAGGAUAAAACUGUGCGUACUGUGGAAAUUGAAAUUGGUGAAUUGGAAAAUGAAGUCUUUGAGGAUAUGUCGGAUAUUUCCGAUCCCGGAGACUUGGAGUUUGAUGAUGAACAAAAAACCUCUGCUCAAAUGUCGGCUGUAAGCCUAACAGGCCAUCUGAUGGUGAAACCCAUACCUAGGGCCAUGAAAACUAGCACAGAUUCAGGGCAUGUGGAUGAAAUAGCCGAGGAUUUGUUACUCGAAGAAGAUGUCGGAAAGGAAGGAGAUGAUCAUCAGUCUUCGCCACCUCCCGAAAUCGAUGAAGAAGAGACAAUAGCACACAAAGCAGAAAUGGCCUCCACUGUCAAUUCCAGUUCCAAAAGUACUCCCUCAUCCUCCUCCUUUGAUACCGUUGGCAAUAAUGGCUAUCAAGACUUGAAAACCACUACAACUUCAGCUCAAUUUAUGGCUUCCGAAGAAACGGAACCUCAAUCCGUUUUAAGUCCUGAGUACCUGAGUGCAGAUGAUUUUCAGGAACAUUUGCGUGAUGAUCAAUUAGAGGGUGAGGAAUUGCCUCCUUCGGAAAAUAAAGAUUUCCCCACUUCGGUUAUUGUUACAAAUGCUUCUGUCGAUAUUGUCAACUGGGAUCAUAGUCCCAUGAAGUGUACUCGACCUAUGUCACCGUUGCAAGAACAGCCUCAGACCUCACUGGAUGCAUUGCAGGAACCAAAGUCAACGUGUGUCUCACCGGCCAGCUCAAAUGGUGGUGUCUAUAGUAGUGAACUUUUGGAGCAGUUUGGCUUAAAUCUACAUCGCAUAGAAAAGGAUGUGCAGCGCUGCGAUCGGAACUAUGCUUAUUUUGCCAAUGAGAAUUUGGAUAAAUUGCGAAAUGUUAUAUCAACUUACGUUUGGGAGCAUUUGGAUAUUGGCUACAUGCAGGGCAUGUGCGAUUUGGUGGCUCCCCUGUUGGUCAUCUUCGAUGAUGAGUCACUCACCUAUAGCUGUUUUUGUAAACUAAUGGAGCGUAUGAUUGAUAAUUUCCCCAAUGGUGGCGCCAUGGAUAUGCAUUUUGCCAACAUGAGAUCGUUGAUACAAAUCCUCGAUUCGGAAAUGUACGAUUUGAUGGAUUCGAAUGGUGACUAUACUCAUUUCUAUUUCUGCUAUCGAUGGUUUUUAUUGGAUUUCAAACGAGAGUUGGUCUACGAUGAUGUUUUCUCAACAUGGGAAGUGAUAUGGGCUGCUAAGCAUGUGGCCUCAGGACAUUUUGUUUUAUUCUUGGCCUUGGCUUUGUUGGAAACUUAUAGGGAUAUUAUUUUGUCGAAUAGCAUGGAUUUUACGGAUGUCAUAAAGUUUUUUAAUGAAAUGGCCGAACGUCACAAUGCUGCUUCUAUUUUACAACUGGCUCGCAGCUUGGUUCUACAAUUACAAAUGAUUAUUGAGAAUAAGUAAAUCUAAGAAGUUUUGCCUUGAUGCAAGACAGUCAUUCUCCGAUUAAGACCCUGCCUCCCCAAUUCCCAUGUUUUUGGGCAUAAUUUCUAUUCGAUAACCAAAUCUUCCGAUAGUAUAGCAGUAGUUGUAGUUGUAAAUUAUCGAACCCUGCUCCUGUUUGAAAACCCCUAACAAUAUUACAGUUGGCAUUUUGGCUGAAAUGAAUAGUGCAGGUCUAUAAAAUACUAAAAAUCAAAACACAAGGAAAAAAAGUUUAUUUAUUUAUAAAAUAACUAAGAAUAAAAGUAAAAUAUUAAAUAUGUAAAUGAAAUCUAGGGAGAUUUAUUUCCGAUUGUUGAAAUUUUAGAAAUACAAUUUUUGAAUCUUUUAAAUUAUUAAACUUGAACGAAAUAUUCUUGACAGUGUAAGUUGACCUAGCCAUUUCGCUUCGAAAUUUAGCCCCAAAAAUCUGAAUUUUUGUACGAUUUGCCUAAAACUGUUUUGUAUUUCACUGUCUAAGCAGUUUGUCUUAGACUUAAAGUUCAAAAUUAUCUGGCAUUCAUAUCGGUGUUUAUCCCCCUCACUUCACUUGCAACAUUUUUGAGUCCUCCUGCCAUUUGAAACAUCCCAACAAAUCUCUACAUAGUUUAAACUUGAAUUGGUCAUCACUCUUUGAUUUUAGAGAACUUUUGCCGAUGUUAGAUUGAGCACUUGGAUUGGGCGUUGUUGUUGUUGUAGUAGCAGUGUGUGAUACACUGAGGCGGCAGCUUUUGCCGAUGUAGGAAUUCAUCGGGUCAAGCCGGCACAUACAACCGGCUGCCAUGGGAUUGGGAUUGGAUUGGGCAUGCUGAUGACGUGGCAAUUGCGAUUAGGCAAAAGUUUCCAAGCACUUUUAGAAAUAUACUUCAGGAAGCUCUACGUGCGACAGCCAAGUGGACAACCGAAAGUGGUGUAGGUGUAAAUCCCUGCAAGACAGAAGUAGUUCUUUUCAGCAGGAAAUACAAGUUAUCUACAGCGGCACCUAUCUCCUUGGGAGGAGAGAAUGUUCCAUUUACUGAAAGCGCAAAAUACAUGGGUGUUUUGCUGUA